This is a messenger RNA of Benincasa hispida (wax gourd), 1021 nucleotides long. Its product is annotated as NDR1/HIN1-like protein 1. Lineage: Eukaryota; Viridiplantae; Streptophyta; Magnoliopsida; Cucurbitales; Cucurbitaceae. Gene Ontology annotation, cellular component: plasma membrane; plasmodesma. The record is from RefSeq and is a predicted model, not a curated record. Gene Ontology annotation, biological process: defense response to other organism.
AAACUAUAGACCUAACAAAAAUAUAUCCCAUUCAAACUGUUGACAUACAAGCCUCCAUCCAAGCUCCAUUCUUUCUCUUCUUCUCUCUCACAACAAUGACUGUAAAGGAUUGUGACCACCACCACCACCACGAUUGUGAGCGCCGCCGUCUCUUUCGCCGAAUAGCCUGCACCAUCUUCACCGUGGUCCUCCUGAUUGGCCUAGUCAUCUUCCUCAUCUGGGCCAUUCUCCGACCGUCCAAGCCCCGCCUCAUCCUCCAAGACGUCACCGUUUUUAGCCUGAACAUCUCGUCGAUGCCACCUGCCGCCAUCUCGACGACCAUGCAGAUUACCAUCUCCUCCCACAACCCCAACACCCGCAUUGGCGUUUACUAUCAGCUCAUGGAUGUCUACGCUGCCUACCGCGGCCAGCAAGUAACUCUCCCGACAUUGUUGCCGCCUACUUACCAGGGCCACAAUGAUGUUACCGUCUGGUCGCCAUUUUUGUACGGCGAAGCUGUGCCGGUGGCGCCGGAGUUUGCUGAAGCUUUGAAUCAAGAUAAUAAUGUUGGAGCCAUGCUGUUCAAUAUCAAGGUCAAUGGACAGGUUAGAUGGAAGGUCGGGAGCUGGAUCUCAGGUAGAUAUCGGCUGAACGCAAACUGUCCAGCAUAUAUAAAGUUCGGCGAUCCGAAGCACGGAAUCGCAUUCGGACCCGCAAUGAAGUUUCAGUUCGUUCAAGGCUGCUAUGUCGAUAUUUGAGAUCCCAAAGUCCACUUAUCUUUGUACUUCCUUAAGCCACUUCUUUAAAUUCCUUUUCCUAUGUCCCUUGAAAGUCUCUAUGGUAGUUGCCAACAACAAGGAAAACUAUUAGAAUUAUGGUUCUCGAUUCUUUUGUUACUAUUUUCCUUGUGCCUUGUAUAGUAUAUCUCCAACUUUUCUUAACUAGUUCUUUAUAUAUAAUGUGGGUGAUCUUGAUCAGUCAGCAUCAGUUUUGGGUUCAAAUCGAUGCCAUCACUGACAUGUAAAAAAUGUGGUCAAUUUUA